AUGUAUAAAAAAUUCAAGUCUCAAGCAUCCAGCAGCAGAGCUGCCUCGGGGGGGUUUGGGAGCUCUGCGGGAGCGUUUGGGGGCUUUUCAACUGACUCUAUGACUCAACGAGUCUCUUCUUCUUUGUCAUACAUCGCGGAGCCGCCAGAUCUUUCCAAAAUUUCCGAACCACAGUUGGUUGUCUCGUUCAAAAACCUCCUGAAAAAGGAUGCUACCACGAAAACGAAGGCUCUAGAGGACCUGCAAGGCUUCCUAUGUGCGCAAGAUACCCGAAGUGGGGGUUUGGAAGAUGGUCUCAUUGAAGUUUGGAUAAAAGUAUAUCCACGCAUGUCAAUAGAUAUUUGUCGCCGGGUUCGACAACUUGCCCAUGUCCUUCAAGGUCUUUUCGUAUCAUUAUGCGGAAGGCGAAUAGCUCCGUAUAUUUCAAGGGUAAUUGGGGCAUGGCUCGCCGGCCUCUACGAUAGCGACAAACUAGUGUUUAGAGCUGCUCAAGAAUCAAUUGUCAGAGCUUUUCCUACGGAAGAGAAGAGGCAAAGCCUAUGGAGAGUCUACCGAUCAUCAAUUUUCGAAUUUGUUAUCGAUGCAGUCCUAGAGCAAAGCCCCCAAACUCUAAGCGAUCAGCGGACUGUUAGGCCAGAUGAAGCCGAAGCAAAGCAUGCCCGGGUUGUCUCAACGGCACUACAGGUUCUCAAUCAACUUAUCGCUAAAUCAUCGACUGUCCAACUGGACAAGGAUUCCGAUUUUAUCACGACUCUUAUUACCAGCAAAUCGCUUUGGUCAUUUUCAUACCAUGAAGAUCCAUUUGUUCGCCGAUCUACCUAUGAUUUGCUUCGGACUUUGCUUUCAGUGGAGAGAGAUUUGAUCGAAUGGAGAACUGUUAGCGAUUGUUUUUUGUCGAAGGCUCUUCCGAAGAGCCAACUAGGCUCUGCUAUUGACUUCUCUAAUGUUCUGUUAACUUUGACUAAAGAGCGUCCACAAUUAUGGACGUCAGACUAUUCUGGGAAAGUCUCUGCAACAAAACGACUCUACCAGUAUAUCAAAAAGGGCUCGGAAGGGGCUAAUGCUGCCUAUUGGGAAAACCUGCAUAUACUGCUAAAAUCUAUUCCCUUCGAAAUCUUGAUUAGGCAACCAGUCAGCGAUGACAGCACCAUACAAGAUGCAAACCAGUUAAUGGAAACCAUCCACGAUUCAGUUCUAACCCGGGAAGAGCAAGGAGGUAAUCUCGGAGCUGCCUGGUCAUGUUUUAUCGACACAGGAUUUUGGAUAUCUUCUUUUGUCUCAGAUAAAGUCGCUUUCCAAAAAUUCCUCAAAAGCCAAAUUUCUCCUAUUUUAGAACAGUAUAUCCUUGAUCUGCGUGAUAACAGCCGGUGGUCGCUCAAUGGCAAAUUCGCGGUAGAGUUAUGCGCAAAAACAUUCAUUCUUUUGGCGGAACACACUGGAGCAGAUAUCCUCCAUGGCCUAUGGAUGAGCCUGUCCGACAGGUUGAUCCAAACAGUCAAAUUGUCGUCGCCGGAAAAAGCCAGCGGCUUUAAGGAUUCCCAAGAUUCAAUCUGUGCCCAAGCGAAGCGUCUCUUUGAACUAGAAGGGCAGAUUUUGACCCAAAUAACACAAACCAGCAGUCUGUCGUUCAUUUCAAGCAUUUUCCAGGAUGCUGGCACUCCUCUACUCCAAGAUUCGCUGGAGAUUUUGAGAUCUCGCAAUGGAAAACCGUAUGGAGCUGCUUCAAUGAUUGAUGAGGCUCUCUCUAGAGUCCCUGAUAUUGCGACCCAGGUCGAGGGACUAGGAACAUUUCUCAUUGAAGAUAUUGCGCAACUUCUGUUCUCCCCAGCAGCGGAUCGUCUAAUUUCUGUUCUAUUUGGAUCUCGUGGCAAUAAAGGCUUUGAAGGUGGCCUUAAAAAUUCCAUAGAUGCUUUCCUGGAUACGGACCUUGGAAGCUCAGCAUUGCCUGGACUCCAAAAAUUAUUUUCAUGCAUCACUUCCCCCGAUAUUGAAGCACACCCAAACUUGGAACUUUUAAUCAUGAAGAUUUAA
This is a messenger RNA of Histoplasma mississippiense, 2031 nucleotides long. RefSeq lists its product with no specific name. Lineage: Eukaryota; Fungi; Ascomycota; Eurotiomycetes; Onygenales; Ajellomycetaceae. Gene Ontology annotation, cellular component: cytosol; RQC complex. Bases 1 to 2031 code for a protein of 676 amino acids. Gene Ontology annotation, molecular function: ubiquitin protein ligase activity; ribosomal large subunit binding. The record is from RefSeq and is a predicted model, not a curated record. Gene Ontology annotation, biological process: rescue of stalled cytosolic ribosome; ribosome-associated ubiquitin-dependent protein catabolic process. The transcript is spliced from 3 exons.